This is a messenger RNA of Tetrapisispora phaffii CBS 4417, 2061 nucleotides long. RefSeq lists its product as uncharacterized. The transcript has a single exon. Gene Ontology annotation, cellular component: endosome. The coding region runs from base 1 to 2061 and encodes 686 amino acids. Gene Ontology annotation, biological process: protein retention in Golgi apparatus; retrograde transport, endosome to Golgi. NCBI's taxonomy places the organism in Eukaryota, Fungi, Ascomycota, Saccharomycetes, Saccharomycetales, Saccharomycetaceae. The record is from RefSeq and is a predicted model, not a curated record. Gene Ontology annotation, molecular function: phosphatidylinositol binding.
AUGAACUACGAAGAAAAUUUGGAUGCCCCAGUUUGGGAUGAGUUGGAUACUCAAAAUGUAAAAAAUAAUGCCCGCAAUGUGUUUAAUAAUGACGAUUUGAAGCAAGACUUGAAUGACACAUUUGAGAAUUUAGCUAUAGUAAAUGAGGAGGAGAAGAUCGGUACAAAUUCUGAUGGUUUUAACAACCCUUUGAGUGAAGUUAUAAACAAUGAGAACGGUCUAUUGAAAGCAGAUGCUCAUCCUUGGAGUGGAGGUCAUUUCAGUGACAAUACUAAUAAUAGACAUUUGAUAGAUGUACUGGCACCGGAAGACAAUAAUCUAUUAUCCGGCUUACAAGAUGAGGGAAAAAAUAAGGAUGUUAAUGAAGCUAUUAAAAAUGGUGCAUUAUUUCAAAAUGCUCUAAUUUCUCCUAUCAAGGUAGAUGAGUCUGAGUUCGAGGGAAAUAGCCAUAAAGAAGAAAUGAAAUUCAAUGGUUCGAAAAAGCUAAAUGUUCUCUUCUCGUCAGCCAGACUUCGUAGGAUGCCAAUUCAAAAUGGUAGUCAAAAUAACACAACAAAUACUGUCGAAGUAGAACAUUCAGAUCCAUUGAAUCAAUUUCUUAAAAAAAAUGAACCAGAGUCCAAAAUAGUUAUUAACGAUAGGACAGAUAGUGAUAAAAACAUUCAAACCAGGACACAGAAUUUAGUAAGUGAAUUAGAAAAUCCUUUAUUUAACUUACAGAAUUAUGAUAAUGAUAGUGAUGAUCUACCAACUUCUAUAACUACGGGAAGACCAAAUACCGAGGAUAUUGAUACAAAUAGUAGUUCUAAUAAAGAAAAAUCCGAAAUACCAGAUAACGAUGUUAAAGGAGAUAAAGCUUUUCCUUUUACCAUCGAAGUUAAGGAUCCCAUUAAGAUAGGAGAACUUACUGCAAUGCAUGUAGAAUACAGCGUGGCUUCGCAAUCUGAGUUGAUUAAAGGUAAUUUUGCGCAAGUUAACAGGCGUUAUUCGGAUUUCAGAUGGCUUUACCGUCAGUUACAGAAUAACCAUUGGGGUAAGAUCAUCCCUCCACCACCAGAGAAGCAAAUUGUUGGAAGAUAUAAAACUGAUUUUAUGGAAAAUAGGAGGUUUCAGAUGGAACGUAUGUUAAAUAAGAUUGCAGCUGACCCGGUAUUGCAAAAAGAUGAAGACUUUUUACUGUUUUUAUCGUCAGUUGAUUUUAUUUCUGAGUCAAAAAUGAGAGAACAAUUUUCUGGAUCUAAAGCCUCAAAUGACAGUAAUGAUCUUUCUGAAGUUCAUAUCAGUGAUAUAAAAUUAUUAGGGGCAGAUGAAGCUGAAAUCGUGGCACAGACGGGUGGUUUAGAUGGUGAGCUUAAUAGGGGAUUCAUUAGCAUGACAUUUUCAUCGCAACAAAAAUAUGAGGAACUUGAUGAAUAUUUUAUCAAUAAUUUGCAAAUGCUAGAAGUUUUAGAGGACCAACUUAGACAGAUUGAUAAAAGUCUUGAAUUGUUGUAUUCUGAAAGAAAUGAUUUAGUGUUUAUUAUCCAAGAGUAUAUCAAUUCAAUAAAAAAAACAGCUGAUCUUGAAGUUAUUAAAUCUGUUUCCGAUUUACUUUUAAACUUUGCUGACGUUCAUGAAAAGUUGAAGGAAUCUCUUGAACAAGUUUCCUCACAAGAGCAUUUGACAUUGGGUGUUACUUUGGAUGAGUAUAUUAGAUCAAUCACGAGUGUACGCGCAAUAUUUGAUCAAAGGCACAAACUGGGAAGUAUUUUACUAUUGGCAGAAAGUGGAUACUCAAAAGCAAAAGCUCAACUACAUAAAUUUGAUGGCAAUCAAAAUGCUCGCAAUAUUGAUAAGUUUAAGAAUGCUAAGGCCAAUUAUCUAGUUACAAAAAAACGGUACCAAACAAUCAGAAAUAAAUGGCAAGAAGUGGGUAAUAAAGUGAAAACUGAGGUGGAAUUAUUUGAUAAAGAAAAAGUAGUGGAAUUUAGGAAUGCAAUCGAAAUUUUUCUUGAGGCAUCAAUAGAAUCUCAAAAGGCAAAUAUAGAUUUGUGGGAAACAUUUUACAAAAAUAAUAUAUAG